UUUCGCCUUUUCCGGUUUCGGUUGCGUCCUCACCGCGUUCGUUUUUCCAUUUGGCUUGCAGUUGCGCGUACCUGGAAAUUGUCCUUCCCGUUCUCAUCGGCGAUAGGGCGGCGCGAUGUCUGCGGCGGCGGCGCGGCUCGCCGGCGCUUCGGUUUCUAGUGGCCUGACGGGUCGGCCGAGCGAAUUGGGCGCGGCAAUCAGGAGGAAGAGAUUGCUCGCCCCUGUCCGCACAGGCGGUGUUUGUAGCUUUUCGGCUCUCGUCGAUCGAAACAGGUUCCGCAGCUGCGGAUGCCGUCUAUCUGCGAAUCGCGGGAGGUUGUCGCUGCUCUCGGUCCGUGGUCAGUUGAGUUCGGAUUGCGGCGUAGGUUCUGUAGAUGUCGAUGAAUGCGUGGCUACUUCGUCUGUGGGGGAUGAGCUCCCUCCAAGAGAUGAUCCUCGCACCAAGAAAACAGAGGAAGCCACUGAGUCCACAGCGAUUCCUCGAGGUCAAUCGCAUAUCACUGAUGUGAAAAGGGAGCUCAUAGCACUCUCUCUGCCUGCACUGGCCGGACAAGCUAUCGAGCCCCUAGCACAGCUGAUGGAAACAGCUUAUAUUGGUAGAUUGGGUACUGUGGAGUUGGGCUCAGCUGGUGUUUCCAUAUCAAUAUUUAACAUCAUAUCAAAGCUUUUUAACAUUCCUCUGCUUAGUGUUGCCACUUCUUUUGUGGCUGAGGACUUAUCUAAAACUGCAAGUAAAGAUUCUGCUUCAGAGGAGGGAAUUCUUGAAAGCAACAGUAAUCACACCGGCAAACCAUUUACAGUAGCUGAGAGGAAGCAAUUAUCAUCUGUGUCCACGGCUCUGCUAUUGGCAGUUGGGAUAGGCAUUUUUGAGGCCAUAGCUUUAUACUUUGGAUCUGGACAAUUUUUAAACAUGAUGGGUGUAUCAUCCGAAUCACCCAUGCACAGUCCAGCACAUCGUAUUCUUUCUCUAAGAGCACUUGGAGCCCCUGCAGUGGUAGCGUCCUUGGCACUCCAAGGAAUUUUUCGUGGGUUUAAGGACACAAAAACUCCUGUUUUAUGUCUAGGUAUUGGUAAUUUAGCAGCAGUUUUCUUGUUUCCCGUACUUAUGUAUGGCUUUCGACUGGGUGUAGUUGGGGCAGCCCUUUCUACUGUUGCAUCACAGUACCUUGUCGCCUUACUAAUGAUUUGGUAUCUUAAUAAAAGAGUUAUUUUAUUGCCUCCAAAGAUGGGAGCACUGCAGUUUGGGGGAUAUAUAAAAUCUGGUGGUUUUCUUCUUGGAAGAACUCUUGCCGUUCUUACAACCAUGACUGUGGGAACAUCUAUGGCUGCUCGUCAAGGUCCAUUAGCAAUGGCUGCUCAUCAGAUAUGCAUGCAAGUUUGGUUGGCUGUCUCUCUUUUGACAGAUGCAUUGGCUGCAUCUGCCCAGGCCCUGAUUGCUGGUUCAUUAUCUAAAUCUGACUACAGAACUGUAAGAGAAGUGACAGACUUCAUCUUAAAGAUAGGAUUAUUGACGGGAAUCUCCCUAGCUGCAAUUCUCCUAAUAUCUUUCGGCUCUUUAGCAAAUUUGUUUACCAAUGAUGCUGACGUGUUACUUAUUGUUAAAACUGGGGUACUGUUCGUUAGCGCUAGUCAACCGUUGAAUGCUCUGGCUUACAUUUUUGAUGGCCUCCACUAUGGAGUUUCUGACUUCCCAUAUGCAGCUUACUCCAUGAUGUUGGUGGGGACAAUAUCUUCGGCAUUUUUGCUGUUUGCUCCUAGGAUGAUUGGUCUUCCCGGGGUUUGGUUGGGCUUUUCUCUCUUUAUGGGCUUGCGUACAGCAGCAGGCUAUUUCAGAUUAUCAGCAAAGACUGGUCCAUGGUGGUUCAUGCACAGAGAGAUGCAGAAAUUCGAAGUGAAUAAAGUAUACUCUGGUUUUUCACACAGGUUGCGUUAGUUUACUCAUACAAGCUCAUGAUGCGAUUACUAGUGGAUAAUUGCUUGUUUAUCUCAAGAUCUGUUAAUAGUUUUCCCCUAAAACAGCUUCCUACAUGGGAAAGAAUGAUUCAGAAAAAAAAGCAUUCCCAUGUUUAAUGGCAACCAGCCUUCCCUUAAUUUACUUUCUAGUAUUUUGUUGCCA
Molecule: messenger RNA, 2116 nt
Organism: Syzygium oleosum
Lineage: Eukaryota; Viridiplantae; Streptophyta; Magnoliopsida; Myrtales; Myrtaceae
Product: protein DETOXIFICATION 45, chloroplastic
Exons: 13
Coding region: 116-1933 (605 amino acids)
Biological process (GO): transmembrane transport
Cellular component (GO): membrane; chloroplast
Molecular function (GO): antiporter activity; xenobiotic transmembrane transporter activity
Source: RefSeq, a predicted model, not a curated record